UUGGCCUUCACGUCCUAUAAAAUGCCAACCAAACCAUCACCUUCCUCACAUAACUUUGGCUCUUGAUUCCUCCUUGUUUCAAUAUACCAAACACGAUGAUCCGACAGAGUCCCAUCCUUCGUCGACUGCUUCAGAUUUCAUCGUCAAAGGUUGGAGCAAGAUGCUUCACGGCACAGGCUAGUUCUGCUCUACGAGAAAGCGAACCUGUGAUCAGAUAUGAGGAAUACGCGGAUGUUGAUUGGAAUAAUUUGGGUUUCGGUCUGACCCGAACUGAUUACAUGUACAAGGCUAAAUGCACUUUGAACAGCACUUUUGAGCAAGGACAAGUGACCGAUUAUGGCAACGUCGAGUUAAGCCCGGCUGCAGGAGUUCUAAACUAUGGACAGGGAAUUUUCGAAGGUACAAAAGCUUUCAGGGGAGAGGACGGUAGGAUUUUGCUAUUUCGACCAGAUCAAAAUGCAGUCCGUAUGCAAAUCGGAGCCGAGAGAAUGUGCAUGGAAUCACCAUCUAUACAACAAUUUGUGGAUGCAGUGAAACAAACCGCUAUAGCGAACAAACGUUGGAUUCCACCAUCAGGAAAAGGAUCACUAUAUCUUAGGCCUUUGCUCAUUGGAAGUGGGCCAACAUUGGGGGUAUCUCCGGCUCCUGAGUACACAUUCUUAGUAUAUGCCUCACCUGUAGGCAAUUAUUUUAAGGAGGGUACGGCACCCUUGAACUUAUGCGUUAACACUGAGUAUCAUCGUGCAACUCGCGGUGGGGCAGGAGGUGUCAAAAGCAUAACCAAUUAUGCCCCGGUAAUUAAAGCUAUGCUUAAAGCAAAGGAACAAGGGUUCUCCGAUGUAUUGUACCUAGAUUCAGUUCAUAAAAAGUACAUCGAGGAAGUUAGUUCUUGUAACAUUUUCCUUGUAAAGGGGAACACUAUAUCAACUCCUGCGACAGUAGGUACGAUUCUUGAAGGAAUCACAAGAAAGAGCAUCAUUGAUAUCGCACGAGACUUAGGAUACAAGGUUGAGGAACGUUUGGUUGCAGUAGACGAAUUGAUGGAAGCCGACGAAGUGUUCACUACAGGAACCGCUGUUAGUGUUGCUUCCGUUGGUAGCGUAACAUACAAUGGUCAAAGAGUAGAGUAUAAAACAGGUGACAAAUUGGUGAAUCAGAAAUUGUACAAAACACUAGUAGGGAUUCAAGUUGGGAAGAUUGAAGACAAAUAUAAUUGGGUUGUUGAGAUAAAGUAAAAAUUGUGAUAAUUAUCUUUGUAAUGGCAAAGUCAUGUUUGAUUUGAAAAAUAAAAGUUAGAAUUGAGCAUCA
Messenger RNA from Helianthus annuus (common sunflower), 1308 nucleotides. RefSeq names its product branched-chain-amino-acid aminotransferase 2, chloroplastic. NCBI's taxonomy places the organism in Eukaryota, Viridiplantae, Streptophyta, Magnoliopsida, Asterales, Asteraceae. The record is from RefSeq and is a predicted model, not a curated record. Bases 96 to 1235 code for a protein of 379 amino acids. Gene Ontology annotation, molecular function: branched-chain-amino-acid:2-oxoglutarate transaminase activity. The transcript has 10 exons. Gene Ontology annotation, biological process: branched-chain amino acid metabolic process.